UUGAAACUGAAAGAUUUAAUGCAAAUAUCCAGUUGAGGCCGUUGAGUUGAGCAGAAAUGAAGUUCGGCAAGACCUUUGAGAGUCAUUUGACAACCGAGUGGCGUCAACAAUACAUGAAGUAUUCGGAACUUAAUGAAAUGAUUCGUCGAGCCGUUGUCAAUGCGCCCGACGCCAAAGUUACUAGAGAUUUACGACAUAUUCGAGAGAAGGAUUACGUGGCGAGUAGCGAAGUAAUUUCGUAUUAUCAGAAUUUCGAGAGCCGUUUCUUUGAGGUCUGUCACCAGGAAUUGAGCCGCGUCAUGGACUUUUACGCCCAGAAACUGGCCGAGGCCCAUCGCAAACUGGAGGCCAUAAGAGCUCAGUUGAUCUUGGAACUGGGUCCAGCUAGAGGGACGACUGCUCGUCAUUUGGGCCUGGCCUGCAGCGAGUUCUAUCUGAGUCUGAUAAUGCUGCAGAACUUCUGGUCUCUCAACUAUACGGCCUUUCGCAAGAUUUGCAAGAAGUACGACAAGUACAUCCGAUCCGAAAGAGGUGCUUCCUGGUUUCGCUACAAUGUCGUUGAGCCUGAAUUAUCCAAAGAUGAGCUCCUGGCGAUGAUUGUCGAGGUGGAGAGACUCUACACGACCCAUCUGACAAACGGAGAUCGAGCCAAGGCCAUGGCCAAGUUGAGAGUGCCACCCCUGCGUCGGUCCUCCCCGCCAGCUCAGGUCUUUCUGGCCGGUGUCCUGCUGGGUCUGUUUGUUGUCAGUGCCAUUAUGGUUAUCAUCUCAUUUUAUUAUUUGAUUGUGUUCAAGGAAGUGGAGACACUUAUGCCAUUUGGGCGACUUUAUCGCGGACUCUUUUGCUGGGUGCUGUGCUGCUUCUAUUUGGCCAUCAAUGUCUAUGUCUGGCAGAAUGUGGGCAUCAAUCACGUCCUGAUCUUCAACGUCGACCUGCGUAGGCACAUGCCAGCCACCUCCUUUCUAGAGGUAGCCGGUGGAAUGGGAUACCUUUGUGCUUUGACCAUGCUAUUGUUCCUACAUCACAAUGAGUUUGGCGUUGAUGAUCCAUAUCCAUUUCCACUGGUCUGCCUCCUGCUGCCUCUGGCGAUUCUCAUCAAUCCCGUUAGGAUUAUGAACUAUUCGGCAAGAGUGUGGAUGCUACGAUGCUUGGGAAGGGUUCUGACUGCACCCUUUUUUCAUGUGCGCUUCGCUGACUUUUGGCUGGCCGAUCAAAUGAACUCGCUGUCACUUUGCCUGGUGGACAGUUAUCAUCUGAUUCGAUUCUAUUUCCGUUACUAUACGAACAGCGACAGUUCCUUUGAAUUCGAGCCGGACUGUGCGGCUCCAGUGAUCCGUUGCCUGCCGGCUGGGUUCCGUUUGGCCCAGUGCAUGAGACGCUAUUGGGAUAGCAGCGAUAGACCCAUUUCUUAUCCCCUGAAUGCAGUCAAGUAUGCAACUAGUAUUGCUGCCGUCAUUUGCUCCACGAUUGUUAUGGAAUCGAAUGAUAAUUAUGUCAGCAUGUUUGACAAUCCCUGGAUUUGGAGUUAUCUUAUCAUUUCACUGAUAUCAACCGUUUAUUCCACAACUUGGGACUUGGUAUGGGAUUUUGGUUUAUUUCAAGUGUGGAAAGGCGAACAUUUUUUACUGCGCGAGAAUCUAAUAUAUCGCAAGUGGUUUUAUUAUUUAGUCAUUGUUGCGAACAUUUUAAUCCGUUGCUUUUGGAUGUUGGAGGUGUAUUUGAUAUACAAUGAGAUCUUGUUACCCUACAAUUGCAAGACGAUUGCCACUUUGUGUGAAAUUACACGUAGGUUCCUCUGGAAUUUCCUGCGCCUUGAAAACGAGCACUUAUUCAAUUGCGGCAGUUUUAGGGCCACUCGUGAUAUAUUCCUCACACCACUGAACUUAAACGCGGAGGAAAGUAGCGAAAGACGUGAUAGUUCGCCAAUCAAUGUGCGUAAGAAGGAAUUCUAGAAUUCGGAGAAAAUUAAUCGAAAUUCAUUUGGGUUUUACGUUUAUAGCUUACAAAAGCGUAACUGGAUUUAUAUUGAAUUUUCUUUAUAUGCAUUCAUAAAAUAAAAUUAUAAAAUGAACAUUAAA
This is a messenger RNA of Drosophila grimshawi, 2078 nucleotides long. Its product is annotated as xenotropic and polytropic retrovirus receptor 1 homolog. NCBI's taxonomy places the organism in Eukaryota, Metazoa, Arthropoda, Insecta, Diptera, Drosophilidae. The record is from RefSeq and is a predicted model, not a curated record. Gene Ontology annotation, cellular component: plasma membrane; cytoplasm; Golgi apparatus. Gene Ontology annotation, biological process: phosphate ion transport; cellular response to phosphate starvation. Gene Ontology annotation, molecular function: inositol hexakisphosphate binding. Bases 57 to 1952 code for a protein of 631 amino acids. The transcript is spliced from 5 exons.